UCUGCCCUCUCUGUCUCUAGGUCAGCAAAAGACAUAUAAUCAAUAAGCUGUUCUUUGAUGUUGCCCUGGAGGAGCAGACAGCACUGGAUGCAGAGACCUUGCAGAAUGAACUGGACAAGGUGAAGGCUCAGCUCUCCAUGAAAGAGAAAGAAAAGCGGGAAUGCCAGGCCAUCGUGGAUGGGCUGCGGGACACCUUGGAUGUGCGCAAUGCCACCAUCGAGUCACUCCAGAAGGUGCUGGGAGAGACAGAGAUGCUGUGUUCCUCUCUCAAGCUCAGCCGAGGUUUGCUGCUAAUGCUGCCUGCUACUGGAGAGCCUGGAAAGGUGCUGGCUGUGAGAGACUCGUGGCCGCCCCAGAAACAGAUGAAAUUCCUGGAGCAGCAGCAGGAGGAUAACAGAAGUUCAAAGGAGGAGGCCCGCCGCCUGCGAAACAAGCUGAGAGCCAUGGAGCGGAUUGAAUUGUUGCUUCAGAGCCAGCGCCCCGAAGUGGAGGAGAUGAUCAGAGAGAUGGGAGUUGGGCAGGCAGCAGUGGAGCAGCUUGCAGUCUAUUGCGUCUCACUGAAGAAGGAAUAUGAGAACUUGAAGGAGGCUCAGAAGAUCUCUAGUGAGAUGACAGAGAAGCAGAAGAAGGAGCUAUUCUCUGUCAACAGUAAGCUGCAGAAAACAGUUUCAGAGUUGGAGAAGACAAAGGAGGAGUUAAAGAGCACCCAGAAGGAUCUGAAGAAUGCAGACAAGGAGAUCUUGAGUCUGAAGAAGAAGAUAGACAUACUGCAGGACACUCUGAAAGUGCCAUCUGUAACUAGAGAGACGCUCAGCCGGCUAGUCUUUGAGAGCCCAACUCCUGUUGAACUGCAGCACCCGAGGCUCCACCGUCCAGCUCACAGUGAUGAGAUCAACCUAGAUGAGACUUUUGAUGUGGACACCCCUGAAAAUCAGCCCUGCAGAUCUCCAUUCAGUGCUGCAAAAAAGCAGAAGCUGGAUAAAAAGCAGCCUCCCGUGGUAAAUCUGGCAAAGAAAGCUCUGAAGGAAACAGUGGAGAAUUGGGGAGAUGAUCUGGAGGAUGAGACUCUUAAAGGAUUCCUGCCAGCAUUCAUCAGAAACUCGGUUUUCUCCAAGAAGCCUGUGUCGGGUAGCUUGCUGGGUCCCCACAGAAACAUGGGCAAGGUGAGGAUGGGAUACGAUGGCUUGGGAGGCAGAACCAAGUUCAUACAGCCUACAAGCCCUACAGAGCUCCGUCCCAUACCGGUGAAGAGCAAGAGGAACGUCUCCAGGCCAGCAGCAGCUGCUGCCCCUGAACGUGCCUGCAGCAGCAACAGCCGGGCCAGCCUGGACGCUUUCCUGCAGUGAAGGGUUUGUGCCCCUGGGAGCAGCAGGGCUGUGCGCUUGCACAGAGCCUGGCCCUGCAGCGAGCCAGCAGGAGCCCAACCAUCUGCCUAGUGCCCGGACAGCUUCAUGCCUCAUUUCAGCCCCCCUCUCUCAUUUCCACGCAGAAAUUUAAAUGGGGAUUUCUCAUCUGCCAGCCUGCUCAAAGCUCUGUAGUUGCUGCUGUUGGUCUCUGGAUGUGGAGCUGCACUUCUGGGACACAGCCACGAGCUGCAGGCAGAGAUCUUGUCCAGCUGCAGCCUGGGGGGCAGCAGCUGGGAGCACGAGUGGGAAGAAGGGACCUGGUGCAGUGCUGUAAGUAGUGCAGAGAUCUUGCUGUGCCCAGGGUGAUGCUGCAGCACAGCUGUACCUGCUGCUGGGCCGGUCCCCGUCCCUCUGCCGAGGCUGCAGCACCUGUGCCAAGCUGGGUGUCCUGCUUUGCCUUGGGUUGGGAUGUGGAGCCUGGGCUGGGACAGAGGGGGGUGGUGGUGGUGGUGAACCCCUGCCCUGCUCAGGAAGAAGUGCCCCCUGCUGCUGACCUCUCUCUUUCUGGCCUGUGUUCUAUAAUUUCUUCUGUGUGAAUUUCUAUUUUUUUUAAUAUGAAUGUAGGCAUUUUUGUUGUUCUUUCAAAGCCAGCCUAAGGCACAGUGCUGCUGUGUGCUGGGGCCGGCGCUCCCCUCGCCCUCCUGUUGAGGCCCCGGGGGGUGUUCCCAUCCCCACUGCUGCAGGCUUGGGUCCGGCUGGCUGCAAACUUGAGGGAAUAAACGAAUUACUCUGCAUUGGUA
Molecule: messenger RNA, 2146 nt
Organism: Meleagris gallopavo (turkey)
Lineage: Eukaryota; Metazoa; Chordata; Aves; Galliformes; Phasianidae
Source: RefSeq, a predicted model, not a curated record